This is a messenger RNA of Didymella exigua CBS 183.55, 1173 nucleotides long. RefSeq lists its product as uncharacterized. The record is from RefSeq and is a predicted model, not a curated record. Bases 247 to 942 code for a protein of 231 amino acids. Lineage: Eukaryota; Fungi; Ascomycota; Dothideomycetes; Pleosporales; Didymellaceae. The transcript has 2 exons.
UGUUUGCUGGGGGUACCGGUAAGCUAGCGCCAGCUUUAAGGCUCUCCGCCUUCCAUCGUUCCUCCCCUCAACACCACACUUUGGACAAAUAUCAGAAGCAGCGACCACACUCGACACCGCUCUCACACACGCAAAUACCGCGCUGAACGCCUCGCAAACGCUCCGAGACCCCCGCCAGAGCCCAAUUGCUCUCUGCAACAGCCACAACUCCUCUGUUUACGCGUUGUUUACACUACUUCAUUCACCAUGGUUGCGCCCAUCACAGAAGAGGCGAAGGCCGCCAUGCUUGCCAACUUUGAACUUGAGUUCAACGCACGCAAGGAAAAGCUGCGCGCCAUGUGCGAAGCCCAGUGCGCCAGUCUGCGGUCGCGUCUCGAGCGACGCGUGAAUCGCGUACCAGCCACGAAACGCCAUAUGCCACUCAUCGAACUCCUCGCGCCGCCACCACCACCAGCCGCGAAACCCGCGCCUGCACCAACAAAGGCCGCAACUACCAAGAAGGCACCUACGAAGAAGGCCGCACCUGCUUCCGUACCCGUACAUGCUCUUGCACCUCCAGCAAAGAUUCGAGCUGCUGCGGCCACCACCACCGCUUCUCGACCAACGACCGUCAAGGCCGCACCUGCACCCAAACCAACAACCAAGUCUAGACACGCACCCUCGAAAUCCGUCCCGACUACUUCCACGCGCGGAAAGAAGCGCAGCAGCGAUGAAGCCACCAGUGAGGACAAGGAGAAUGUUUCCAUCGAUCUCGCAGUUCCCAAGAAGAGAGUCCGAGCUGCAACUACAGUCUCAAAACAACCUGUAGUUCCCAAACCAGCAGCACCAGCCGCCAGAUCAACCCGCGCAGCAUCUCGGAAGACUGCACCCGCAGAAGUGCUGUCGCCAAAGAACAAUAAUACUCGCGCGAAGCCAUCAACUCGCAGCGUCCGACCACGAUAGAUUUACUGACAUUGACGGCUAGGGUUAUUCAGGGAGUUUUGGGAUGUUUGUUCGCUAGAUACCCAGGUUGUGAUGCAUACGCGGCGUUUUGGGACGGGUUUUUGUAAAUCCCUUCAUGUAUUGUAGUCUUCAAGCUGCUCUCCACCAGGCUUGAGAACCGUUUGGUUGAGCUUACUCGCAAUGGCUUGCUCCUAAAGAUAAUCUCGCCUUGGUGGAGUAGGUAAUGCAACA